This is a messenger RNA of Darwinula stevensoni, 4297 nucleotides long. NCBI's taxonomy places the organism in Eukaryota, Metazoa, Arthropoda, Ostracoda, Podocopida, Darwinulidae. The record is from the annotation of a GenBank genome assembly.
UGGUCAUACCUAGAAAUAGAAUCCAAUGAGAAAUAUCCUGAUGGGCUGCAAGCAUAUGGAGCAGGUUUCGUUGAGGGAGUCCUAUCUCGUAGAGUCAUCUACUGGUUCUGGUAUAACUCACGCAAGGAUUUCUGUCAGGGUCAAGAAGUUCUCUGUGGAAGAAUUAAUACAUAUCUUGUGGACAAUAUGGCAUGGCUUGAACAGAAGAUUCUUUGGGAGAAGGAUCCUUACUGGCAUCAGGUAUAUAUCUUCAUGGAUUUGAUGAAUCUCCUUCUCUUGCCAAAUUAUGUCAUGCUUAAUCUCUUUGCUGUAAUUGCUCUUAUUCAGGCCAAAUUGGCUCUGGAUCAAAUACAUGGGAUAGUAGAUGGGUACAAUGAAGCAAGAAAGAAGGACCCAGAUGCAGACCUGCCUUUCAUCCCUUUCUCAGAAUUCCUGUGGAUGCACAUAUCAGGAGACCUGGAAGAUCUCACAACUGCUUUCUCCCCAAACCAGGAAGUGAUGACAAAUCCUGAGUUGCAUUCUGCUCGGGUUCUGGGGUCAAGGUGGAGCUCCUGCUCAGCCCUUGUCAAGCUUCUACCAGACUUCCAGGACCUCUUUGUGUCUCAUGUCACAUGGAAUACGUACCAGUCAAUGAUUCGAGUCUUGAAGAAGUACACUCUCCCCUUCCACAUGACUGAAGAUUCUAAGAAGAGAAUUCCAGGUCAUUCUGUCAGUUUUUCCAGCUACCCUGGCAUGAUUUAUUCUGGAGAUGACUUCCACCUCAUUUCAUCAGGACUGGUGAGCCUUGAAACAACAAUUGGGAACUCAAACCCUGCUCUUUGGAAGUACAUCAAACCUGAAGGUCAAGUGGGGGAGUGGCUGCGAACUGUCCUAGCCAAUCGACUUGCUCGAACAGGAGAACAGUGGACAGAAAUUUUCAGUCGCUUCAACAGUGGGACAUAUAACAACCAGUGGAUGGUUGUUGAUUACAAGAAGUUCAAGCCUGGGAAGCAGCUCAAUGAGGGUGCUCUUUGGGUUUUGGAGCAACUUCCUGGUCAUGUCAAGUAUCAGGAUAAGACUGAAGUCCUCACCAAUCAAGGAUACUGGCCAAGCUACAACACACCGUAUUUCCCUGAGAUAUUCAACUUGAGUGGUUCUCCUAAAAUGGUGGAGAAGUUUGGUGACUGGUUCACAUAUGACCACACCCCACGUGCCCUCAUUUUCAAAAGGGACCACAACAAAGUCCUUGACCUUCAGUCAAUGGCACAACUCAUGAUGUACAAUGACUUCACCCAUGAUCCCCUUUCGCACUGCAACUGCACACCCCCCUACAGUGCCGAGAAUGCCAUUUCUGCUCGCAAUGACCUGAACCCAAAAAAUGGAGUGUACCCCUUCCCUGCUUUGGGCCACAGGUCUCAUGGAGGCACUGAUAUGAAAGUCACAUCCUCAAAACUCUUCCCACGUCUGGACUACUUGGCACAGGGUGGACCUACUUACCAUAAUGUACCAGCUUUUCGCUGGUCAGAGGCAGAUUUUGCUGAUGAUACCCCUCACCUUGGCCAUCCUGACCUUUGGAGGUUCCCAAUUGUCCACAGCAAUGGAAAUAUAGGGAGACGAAAGCAGAGCACGAACAAGGAUCAAGAAUGCAGAUUGGUCUAUAGUUGCUUGAGUGAUGACUUGGGAACUGCACACCACAAGAUUGGCAAGAAUUCGCAGCAACAAGCCCUUCCCGUUGGCUGCUACGCGAAUCUUCGACCUGGCUGCGGAUCCUCUCCCUCAAGUCGCGCCCAGAAUCCUCCACCUCCAUUCCACUGCGUUUCCAGUGAUGAAAAGAGAGUAAGAAAACGACUGGAAAUUAUCGUCUCGAAGCUACUUGGUCACGAUGGUCAACAGGCUGGAGAGCUGAGAUGCUCUCUCGUGCGCCAUAGUGUACUGCUUCGGGGAACGCAACGGGACGAUGCAGCCGGUAGAGUCGAAGAUGUCCCACCGGAGUCGAAGAUGCCCACCAGAGCUGAGGAUAUCUUCCCAGUAAAGCGCGACCAGUCGUCUGGCGUGGAUCGCUCCCUCCACUCUGCUCGCUUAACAUUGGUGCAACGGAUCCCGGUGCUGUUCAUCGUGUUGUCCUUCAGACUCUGCAUGUGCCUUGUGGGCGGGGCUGGAAACUCCUUCAAAGUGAAUGGACACGAAAAUUUCCUCCUCGAGGACACGUUGACGGACGGGGAGCGGGAAAGGCGAAUACAGUAUAAUGGCAUCAGUGCCAAGGAAACGUCUGUCGUUUCCUACCAAAACGGAUCCAGGUCGGGGCUGUCGCUGGUGCAGGUGACAGAUGGGAAGCGUUUCCUGCAAUCCAUCUACAAUGCGGAUGGAGUUCUCCAGGAUUGUGAAUACAUGAAAGACCCCAAGACGGCGAGGGAGUUCCUCGACGGCUUCAUGGACGACGCGGAGAAGGAAGUCCUGUACGCGCAGGGGGGGACCUACCUCGCCAUCGACCCGUCAUCGGGGCUGAGGAACGUCUCCCUCAAGCUCUUGCCCGACGACGACGUGAGCGGGCUGGACCCGGAAUUGCAGCGAAUGGUCGAAUACCCGACCCUCAGGAGAGAGUGCAAGAAAUUGCAUAAAGAUCUGAAGAAAUUGGCACAUCUCUCCCAGAGUCCGGACGAGGAGACGAGGCAGCAGGCGGAUGAGCUCGUCAGGAAGAAGCGGGAGAUCGGCGGGUCCUCGGUGACGAUGGGCAUCAUGCCCGGGACGAAGUGGUGCGGGAUGGGGAACGAGGCGGAAGAGUUCCGCGAGGUGGGCGUGUACACGUCCUCGGAUACCUGCUGCCGCGAGCACGACCAUUGCCCGUCCAAAAUCAAGGCCUUCUCAUCCGAGUUCGGGCUCUUCAAUCUGCGGUUCCACACCCUCUCGCACUGCGACUGCGACGACAGAUUCCGGACGUGCCUGAAGAUGACAAACACGGGGGCGGCAAACAUGGUGGGGAAGGUGUUCUUCAACGUGAUCCAGACUAAGUGCUUCGUCCUCAAGCCGGAGAGGCAAUGCCGGAAGAGGUCCUGGUGGGGAAAGUGCCUGGAUUACGGCUACGUGAAGACGGCGCAUCUCAGGGACCCCAUUCCCUACUGAGAAAUGUAUCGAAUCCUCGACUCCCGGGCAAAAGCUUUCCCACACUUCAACAUAAAGGAAUAAAAAAAAAUAAGCACGUAAAAUGAGAUAUCCGAACGAUACGGCGCUGAUACGAAUACAUGACGAUACUCCGAUCGCGUCCAACGGACAAGCCAUAAAGGUCUACCGACAAAAGCCCAGAGAGAUUACAGUGACCUUGUGCAUGGAACAGGGGCUCUCAACCUCUUGCUUCUUCCGAGUGAGGGUUCACUGAGGGCGUCAAGAGUGACAGCUAGUCACGCCUGAGACAACUCAGAGAGACACCGGAUCCCCCUCGAGAUUACGUCACUUGCGAGUGACGCAUCCGUAACCCCUGCGAUGAGUCUUUUUUUUAUAUACAAAGGAACCGAGUAGAAGGGUUGAGGGAUGUCAUGACUGGUCUCGAGUGUUUAUAAAUUAUUUUGCGUAUGUUCUUCAGACGUUAGAAGAUGCUGAGCAAGCCCUAUUCCAUCCGUUGGAUUCAACGGUUUCUUCAACCAUCACCGUUAAUCUAAGGCAGGGGUGCACAACAAACGGCCCACGAGGUCCUUGCUGGCACCCGCCAUGACUGGUGGCGUUGUACUACUAGUGUUUUUCACUUGAAUUCGACACUCAUGCAUGAGGAACGUCCCAUGCACGUGUCUGAGUCAAGUGAAAAACACUGUAUGACUCAUGCCCUGUUGGCUACAGCUAUGGUCAGCCAGAUUGCGGUCCGCGGUAUGUGAUUAAAAGUCGCGAAGUCUUUUGAGUUGUGCACCCCUGAUCUAGGGGAUCAUUAUCAGUUCAUCAUUUUCACGAUCACUCGUUUCCCUUUCCUCUUUCAUUUUGGGACAUCCGCCUCAUAGAACUUCACGUUGCUCGCAAAUUUUUAAAGCUAAGCAGCACGAUUUAGAGUCACGGAACAUGGGCAUCAAAGACGAAAAAAAAAGGUGUCCAUGGGUCAGCUCUACCAUUUCUUCACUUCGGCAGGACUUUUGCCCGGGAGAUCGAGAUGUCUCUUCCCUCAGUUCUGCUUUUCUCUUUCUCUCAUUCCGUCUCCUGCUCCAGUCUGCUUACAGCAAAGGAAAUUCCUCAACUUUCGGCAUUUCCAUGUCUUCGUGCACGAAGUGCACGGUUUUAUAUUUGAAUCCCGUUUCUCUACUAUCUACGUCAGGUUGACCUGACUUGUUGAAUCUUGACC